AUGCCUCCAAAACUGUAUCAUCCUCAACCGACACACGCCAUACCUAGUCCCAAUAUGCGAACAGGUAGUCGGUACGAGCCCCAACCAGGAUUUCCUGCCGGAGUCUCCAUGACCUCUCCAUAUGAAAAUCCCAAUAUGGCUGCUGGCAUGGGCAUGCCUUCGACAGCAUCUUAUUUACCCAAUUCAGCUACUGCCCAAAUGGGUUUUCAGUUAGGCAGAAAUGCUGUCAACGCUGGUCAUGAGUAUGUGGAACAGAACUUUGGAAAAUGGCUUUCUACCACACAACUCCACCAUUACUUCUCGGUAACCAAUUCUUAUGUUGUAGCAAAACUAUUGCUGAUUAUUUUUCCUUGGCGUCGUAGGUCCUGGACUCGUAAACUGAAACGAUCAGAAAUGAAUGGUAGCGCUGAAGGAUACUGCGCUCCAGGAGAAGACUUAAAUUCUCCAGACAUGUACAUUCCCUUAAUGGCAUUCGUUACACAUCUUCUUUUAAUCUGUGCGCUUGCAGGCAUACAAGAUAAGUUCCAGCCUGAGCUUUUGGGAUUACGUGCUAGUAAAGCGUGUGGUGUAGUCUUUUUUGAGUUCUUGGCAACUCGCCUCGGAUGCUAUUUGCUAAACAUCUCAAACCAGAGCCAGGUCCUGGAUCUCUUAGCCUUUAGCGGUUACAAGUUUAUUGGUCUCAUUUUAACCUCCCUCAGUCGGUUAGCUGGCAUGCCCUGGUUUACUAGAUUUACUUUUCUUUACACCUACUUGGCCACUGCCUUUUUCCUUUUGCGCUCUUUGAAGUAUGCAGUGCUGCCCGAGUCUACGAUGGCCAUUAAUGCUACCAUAACCUCUCAUCAACGGAGUAGACGCAUAUACUUUCUUUUCUUCAUUGCUGCUUCCCAAAUUCUUUUUAUGUAUAUUUUAUUAUGA
This is a messenger RNA of Schizosaccharomyces osmophilus, 915 nucleotides long. RefSeq names its product COPII-coated vesicle component Hrf1 (gene hrf1). Gene Ontology annotation, biological process: endoplasmic reticulum to Golgi vesicle-mediated transport. Gene Ontology annotation, cellular component: COPII-coated ER to Golgi transport vesicle; Golgi membrane; endoplasmic reticulum membrane. The record is from RefSeq and is a predicted model, not a curated record. The transcript has a single exon. The coding region runs from base 1 to 915 and encodes 304 amino acids. Lineage: Eukaryota; Fungi; Ascomycota; Schizosaccharomycetes; Schizosaccharomycetales; Schizosaccharomycetaceae.